Molecule: messenger RNA, 6738 nt
Organism: Plasmodium gaboni
Lineage: Eukaryota; Apicomplexa; Aconoidasida; Haemosporida; Plasmodiidae
Product: putative protein, unknown function
Exons: 1
Coding region: 1-6738 (2245 amino acids)
Source: RefSeq, a predicted model, not a curated record
AUGAAAAGUAUCUUAGAGCGAAUAAGAUUGUUCUUUUUUUACCACCUGAACAAUCUCUAUUUUUUCUGUAAGUUUUAUUUAAACAUUAGCCCCAAUGAUAGUAGUGACAGAGAGUAUAGCUUUUUAUUUGAUAAGAAGGAGAUAUGUAUGUUUGAGACUCAGAAUGCUUUAAUUAGUGAUUUGUUUAAGAUGAUAUAUUGCCCAUUAGAUAUAUUGAAAUGUUUGAAAAGAUAUGAAAUUGAAAAAAUUAUGAAAUGGUUUAAUUUUGUUGAUGUUGGUUUGAUUGAAUCACAUAUUAUGUUUAAUAUGUGUAUUGCUCAAAUGAUUAUCUGUUAUUAUGCGAAUAAAGAAAGUACCUAUAAUUAUUUUAUUGAAGAGAAAUGGGUAGUAAAAAAUUAUUUAUUUAUAUUAAAUUAUAUAUUGACCGUAUUAAACUUUUUAAACGAACUAAAAAAGACCUAUAUUGAUAUAAUAAAAAAUGGUAUUCAAAAGAACAGAAGAUAUCAAUAUGUAUAUACAAAUAGACAUGUUAUUAUUGAAAAAAUGAAAAAGUAUAUUAAUAGGUCUAUACCAAAUUUUGGUUUAUUAAAUUCGUUGCUACCACAUUUAAAUUAUAUAUAUAUACAAAACUGUAUUCAGAAUAGUAUUACUUGGAAUACAUAUUUUUCACGUUCUGUAGUGUCAUUAAAUUAUUCGCAUAUUCUAAAUGAUGAUUUUCUCUUCAAUGCAUACAGAAGAAUAUCCUUACAAUAUCAAAGAAAUCAUCAUUCAAGAUACCGACAUGAUAUAUAUAAUUAUUUUAGAAUAUAUAAUGCAAGUAGAUACAGUAAAACAAAAUGUUCCAAUGAAGUCAGUUACAGUUCUGACAUAACUGAAAUGGAAUGUUCAUUUGACUACAAAAAUAUAUAUCCUCUUAGAAGAAUAAUUUGUCGUUCUUUUGGAUGUCCAUAUAAUAAACCAUUUACUACUUUCAUCGAAAGACGAAAACAAAUUAUUUCUCAAAGGAUUGCAGAAAUAAAAAGAAACAACAAUCCAUCUAUUCAUACUACUUGUGAAUUAUUUGAUUCUAGAAAAUCAUCACAAGAGUUUGAAUAUAAGGAUUGCUAUUUUGAAGAUAUACCAAUAUGUGAUAAUAAAACGUUUGAUAAUCCAUCUUCUGAUGAUUAUUUUACAGAUUGUCAUGAUAAUAUGUUCAGCACUGAAGAUAUAUGGAAAUAUAUCAAACUCACUGCUGAUGAUAAUCUUCAAAAUAAAAAACAUAAAUAUUUUAUGUCCAAAAAAAAUAGAAAAAUAUUAAAAAAAAAAAUUUCUUAUUAUUUAUAUAAAUUUUAUAAUAAAUUUCAAAAAAAAACUAAAAAUUUAUUUGUUAUAUUUAAACAGAAAUUUAAAAAUUUUAAUGCAUUAAUUUCUUCAAAAAAAGAAACAAAAUAUAUGUGUCUUAAAAAAAUCCAAAAAUACCAAAAAAAACAAAAAAAUAUUAAAAAUAAAAAUAACCACAAAAAUAAAAAAAUACCUAAAUUAUAUCUUAAUAUUUAUCAUAAAAAAAAAUGUAUAAAACCAAAAAUACAAAAAAAAAAAAUUAAUAUAAAUAAAAAAAAACUUCGAAGUAACCGAAAGGCACAUCGACAUGAAAUUGUUGAUGUUAAUCCAGAAUUCGCUCCAUUACUUCCAUUAUGUUCCGAAACUUAUGACAUAAUAUUUAAAUAUUUAUGUGUUCAUUCGGAGCAUUAUAAUUAUCCUAGAGGUCUAUGCAUCAUCAAAAAUCCAGAUUGUGUUCAAGACAACAACAUGUAUUAUCACAUGUUGAUGGAUAUAAAUGAUGAAUUUGUUAAAGAACAAGAGAAGGAGCAAGAAGAAGAAGACAAAAUUGGAGGUGUGAAGAAUGACGUAGACGAAAAGGAUGAAAAGGAUGAAAAGGAUGAGGAUGAAGAUGAUGACGAAAAAGAUGAGGAUGAAGAUGAUGACGAAAAAGAUGAGGAUGAAGAUGAUGACGAAAAUGAUGAGGAUAAUGAUAAAAAUGGAGAUAAUGACAAAAAAGAUAAGAAUGAUAAGAAGGACAGAAAUAAUGGAAAUAAUGACAGCCGUAAUUCUUAUAAUGGUAACAAGAGAAAAAAUGAAACAUAUGAAAGAAAUAAUACUUCUUAUUUUGAAGAGAAACCUGGAAAUGUAUAUGAUACAUAUUAUUCUUCUUAUAAUAAAAACAAAGGGCCUAAAUUGGCAUAUAUGCUUUAUAUGAUUGCUAUGUAUGUUCUAUUUCAAAUGAAUAUAAUUUGCAACAUUUAUAAGAAAAAAUUAAUGGAUAUGUAUGAGAAAUAUAUUAUUAAAACACAAUUAAAUAAUUAUAACAAACAUAAUCACUAUUAUUAUUUCCCAUAUAAUUAUAACUAUAUAUAUUAUUCUUCCUUAUAUAAAUUCUCUAGAAAAUAUUAUGAAUUAUAUGAACAAAUAUUUCCAACUUUUCUCACAUUACCAUAUGAAUAUAAAUAUUAUUAUGAACAGAUUAAUAAUAAAAGAAAAGAUAUAUUAAGCUUACAAAAUAAUAAAUAUCAAUUCACAUACUAUUUUGAAUAUAUGGUAACUUCUAUUAACGAAUGUAGUGGUAUCAUAGGUAGAUAUGUAUAUCUUCAAUACGUUUUGUUUUAUAACAACAAGAUAAUUGUGAAUACUAUAUUUAUAGUUCAACAUGUAGAAUAUAUGUAUAACGAAUUAAAGAAUAUAUUUAAAUUUAAUAUUUACAUAAAUGAUAAAGUAUACGAUAUGAAACAUGAAACAAAUAAAUGUGGAUUUUAUAUUUAUUUAUUUCACUAUGAACUUUUCUUCUUAGGUAGUGAAAUCAUAUACUCAAUCUAUUCAGCCCUAUAUGAAUAUUAUACAAAAUGUAUAUAUGAUAAUUCGGGUUUUGAUGAUAAUGAAAAUAAAGCUCUUAAUGAUAAAAAGAAUAAUAAUGGAGAUAAUGAUGGUAAUGAUAAUAAUGAUGAUAAUGAUGGUAAUGAUAAUAAUGAUGGUAAUGAUAAUAAUGAUAAUAAUGACGGUAAUGAUAAUAAUGAUAAUAAUGAUAAUAAUGAUGGUAGUGAUAGAGAUAAGAAGACUUCUAGUAACAAGAAUGAUAAUACUAAUGAAGUAAAGAACGAUAUACUCAGUAUAUUUCUUGAAUAUUUUGAAGAGGAACCAGAAGAGGAUGUCGAACUCUUUUUUUCUGUUAUGGGUAAUAUGGAUAAAUUAGAGAAAAAAGCUAAAAAGGAAAAUAAGGAACUCGAUAUUCUUGAAGAAUAUUUUAAUGCUUUACACAACAAGAAUCUUAAAACAGAUGAUGUAAAUAAUGUGAAGCACAAGACAUGUUUUGAUGAAUAUGAUAAAGAAAUUAUGCUAUUAUAUAAAUCUUUUAUAAUAUAUUUAUUAUUAUCCAAGGAAUUCAACACAUCUCAUAACACAGAUAAUUCUUCUAUUAUAACACCAAGUAGAGCACAAAAUAAUACGAAUGACAAAAUAGAUGAUGAAUUAUAUUUUGAAUAUAUGCUAGGAUGUAAUAAUGUUUAUCCUAAUCAAAAAAGAGAAUUGGGUAAUUUACAUCGUAUGUAUCGCAAGGUUUUAAGGGGUGGUUCUUCUUUAAGUUCUUCUUAUAAUGAUAUUGGCGAAGGUAACUCGGAAAUGUCUUUAAUAUCUAUGCAACAUCAAAGAGAUACAACACAAUAUACUAGGGCAUCUAAUGAAGAAAAUAAUAAUGAAGAGAGUAAUUCUCAAAGCCAUCAAACACAGAAUAAUAGAAAUAAUACAAAUUUAACAAAUAAUAGAAAUAAUACAAAUAAUAGAAAUUAUGAACGUUAUAGAUAUAAUAUAAAUAAUGGAUAUAACAGAAAUUAUGCAUAUAAUAGAAAUUAUGGAUAUAAUAGAAAUUAUGCAUAUAAUAGAAAUAAUGUAUAUAAUAGAAAUAAUGGAAAUAUUAGGAACAAUAGAAACAAUAGAAAUAAUAGAAACAAUAGAAAUAAUAGAAACAAUAGAAAUAAUAGAAACAAUAGAAACAAUAGAAACAAUAGAAACAAUAGAAACAAUAGAAAUAAUAGAAACAAUAGAAACAAUAGAAACAACAGAAAUAAUAGAAAUAAUAGAAAUAAUAGAAAUAAUAGAAAUAAUGAACAUAGAUUAGUAGAGAAUAUAAGAAAUAAUCGGGUUAUUAUUAUAAAAAUGGUUCUUAGAAUAAUAAAUGUUUGGGGAAAUCAUGAAAUAACGUAUGUUGAUUUGGUAAGAUUUAAUAUGCGAUAUAUGAGAUCUCAUAUGUACGUAAAUGACUUAAGUCAAAGAAAUUCUACAAAUGAGAAUUCAAAUAUAAAUAGACUCUUUUCUGUUAUAUAUAAUGAUGCAAAUAGAUAUACCAACGAAGAUGGUGGAAGGGGAUAUAACUACCGACAAAAUAGCUUUCUAAACCUAUCAAGAAGUAAUGAAAUAAAUAAUGAAAAUAAUAACUCUAUAAACAGAAACGAUCAGGAAUAUGAUGAAAUAAAUCAAUCUGUUGCUCAUCAAGAAAGGAAUAACACUUACCGUUACAGAUUUCAUCUUACAGAUGAAAGAACAGAAGCAAAUACUCACCGAAAUAAUGAAACAUAUAAUUAUAUUUACGAUUCAUCAACUUGUCCAGUUCUCUAUAUAUUUCAUAAUGAUAAUGAUUUCCGCUCGGAAAAUUUUAGAUCUUAUUCAGAGGCACCAACAAGGCAAUCUACUUUUAGUUUAGAAAAUAAUCAUUAUUUUACUAAUAUUAGAGGUAUACAAUCAAAUAAUGUUAUCUUAGGUAAUACGAAUUUAUUAAACGAAUCUUAUUUUAAUAAUAUUAGAAUUAUACAAGCAAAUAAUGUUAACUUAGGCAAUACGAAUUCAGAAAACGAAUCUCAUUUUACUAAUAUUAGAAAUAUACAAUCAAAUAAUGUUAACUUAGGAAAUAUUAAUUCAGAAAACGAAUCUUAUUUUGAAGAAUUUAGAAGGGGUUAUGAGGCAAUAUAUGGACGUCAUGAGAAUGCAUUAUAUUUACAUCAUGAUUAUCAACAUACAAUAUUGUUGUUACCAGAAAUGCAAAAUUUCGAAAUACCUUUUGAAAUACAUCGCGAAGAAAGUUCAUCAAAUGAAACGCAAAAUUUCGAAACUCCUUCUGAAAUACAUCGCGAACAAAGUUCACAAAAUGAAACGCAAAAUUUCGAAAUGCCUUUUGAAAUAUAUAGUGAAGUAAGUUCACAAAAUGAAACACAAAUAGAUAAUAGGGAAGAUGAAGGGUUGAGUCAUGAUAGUAUUCCUGAUGUUCCAAGAAAUGCUAAUAUUGAAUCUAAUGAAAAUAUUAAAAGAGAGGUAGAACAGGAUGUAGAACAAAUAGAACAACAAAUAGAACAACAAAUAGAACAACAAAAAGAACAACAAAUAGAACAACAAAUAGAACAACAAAAAGAACAACAAAUAGAACAACAAAUAGAACAACAAAUAGAACAACAAAAAGAACAACAAAAAGAACAACAAAUAGAAGAACAAAUAGAAGAACAAAUAGAAGAACAAAUAGAACAACAAAUAGUACAACAAAACGUUGAACGUUAUAAUUCAGAAUAUAUUACACAACACAACCAUUCAGAUAGUAUAGAUCCCAAUCCACAACUUAUUAGAGAUCAUGAUACACAUUCUAGUGGAGAGAAUAAUUUACAAUUUAACUUUUUACCUAAUAGACCAUAUAAUGUAGAUAAUGAACGUGAUUAUAAUCUGAGUAUAUUUAGGGAACUAUAUGAUCAAAAUGUACUGAAUCUACCAUAUCUAGAUAUUUCACAAAAUAUACUUAAUAUACCAUAUCUAGAUGUUUCACAAAAUGUAGAUAUUUCACAAAAUGAACCGAAUCAAAUAUAUCUAGAGAUUUCACAAAAUGAACAGAUUUUACAAUAUGAACCUGAUCUACCAUAUUUAGAGAUUUCACAAAUUGAACCAAAUCUACCAUAUCUAGAGAUUUCACAAAAUGAACAGAUUUCAGAAGAUAUAGAGAUUACACACAAUGAAGUAGUUAUGCAAGAUAAUGAAGCUUUACUUUAUUCACUUAUUAGCGAAGGAUAUAGUCUUGAAGGACCUAAUACUGAGGAAUAUUAUAACGAAUUGUAUGAUGUAGAUCAUUAUUCCGUAGACUACAAUGGACAAGAGUAUCAACUAGGUUUUUUUGAAGAUUUUAAUACUACUAUUUAUUCAUCAGAUAAUUCCUUUACAUCAAUUUCUGAAGAUUCAUAUAUUCAUCAAAAUCAUGACGAUGGAAGAACUAGAACUUAUUUAGAUACGUCACAGAUUGAAUUACUUGAAGAAUUGUUAUUAUUAUUAGAAGGAUUAUAUCAAAGAAGAGUAAAUCAUGAACUCAUAAGAUAUAUUACUAGGGAAUAUCUUGAUUAUUUUAUUGGACGUUCUAAUUACUUUAACCGAAAUAUUCAAAAUAUUGCAAGGAAUGAUGAAAUAAAUAAUGUUGGUUUGAGAAAUAUAUUUAGUGAUCAAACUGCUAUGGAACAGACUGUUAGAAGGGAUCGUUUCAAUUAUGUUCCUGUAGAGGAUUUACAUAGGCCAAAUCUCAACACUCUUGUUCAACGAUAUUAUAGAAUAGCCCUUGAUCCCAGUCAUAACAUAAAUAAUAAUAGGGAGAAUUACAACAUGGAAAGUAAUCAUGACCAGAAUAAUAGAAGACAGAAUAAUCAUAGAGGACAGAAUAAUCAUAGAGGACAGAAUAAUAAUCGAAGAUAG